AUGGCAACCUUGCUGUUUCCACCGGGUCCCAACAGCUUGCACCGGUUUACUCGUGAAUCCCUGGCUGGCAUCGAGCAGCGGAUCACUGAAGAAGAGGCGCAGAAUGCCAGGAAGUAUCAGGAGGACCUGGGUGACGUGGAGCCUCUCAAGCCUCGGCCAGACCUGGAGGCCGGGAAGCAACUUCCCAGGAUAUUUGGAGACAUUCCAUCAGAACUGGUCGGGGUGCCGCUGGAGGACAUCGACCCAUACUACUUCCAAAACCAGAGAACAUUUAUAGUACUGAACAAAGGGAAGGCCCUCUUCCGAUUUAGUGCCACUUCUGCACUCUAUAUUUUUAGCCCUUUUCAUCCUAUUAGAAGACUGUCGAUAAGAAUUUUAGUACAUUCGCUAUUCAGUCUGUUCAUUAUGUGCACUAUUUUAACAAACUGUUGCUUCAUGGCUAUGUCGGAACCAGCAGCAUGGGCCAAGUAUGUCGAGUACACAUUUACUGGAAUUUACACAUUCGAGUCGGUGAUUAAAAUACUGGCAAGGGGGUUUUGCAUCGGACCGUUCACUUUUCUGCGGGAUCCAUGGAACUGGCUGGAUUUCAGUGUGAUUGUCAUGGCAUAUGUUACUGAGUUUGUGGACCUGGGCAAUGUCUCAGCGUUACGGACGUUCAGGGUCCUACGAGCACUGAAAACUAUCUCGGUCAUCCCAGGGUUAAAGACUAUUGUGGGUGCCCUGAUUCAGUCAGUAAAGAAGCUGGCAGAUGUCAUGAUCCUGACUGUCUUCUGUCUGAGUGUGUUUGCUCUCAUCGGCCUGCAGCUUUUUAUGGGUAACUUACGUCAGAAAUGUGUGCGCAGUACAGCCCACUGCAUCACCGACCCCUCCUUUAACAGCAACACCUCCUUCUACUGCAAUAACAAGACCUGGUCAUCAUUGAAGGAGUUCAUCAGUGAUGAAGAGAACUAUUACAAAGUGGAUGGAUCAAAGGAUGCCUUAAUAUGUGGACAAGCUAGUGAUGCUGGGAAAUGUCCAGAUGGGUUUGAAUGUUUGAAGACAGGGCGCAAUCCAAACUAUGGCUACACCAGCUUUGACACCUUUGGCUGGGCAUUUCUCUCUCUCUUUAGGCUCAUGACACAAGACUUCUGGGAAAACCUCUACCAUCAGACUCUGCGGUCUGCGGGGAAGACAUACAUGGUGUUCUUUGUGGUGGUGAUCUUCCUGGGGUCCUUCUACCUGGUGAAUCUAAUCCUGGCAGUUGUAGCCAUGGCCUAUGAGGAGCAGAAUCAAGCCACGCUUGCAGAGGCCUUGCAAAAAGAAAAAGAGUUUCAGCUCGCCAUCGAACAGCUAAAAAAAGAACAGCAAGCAUCUCAGAAAGCUCAGGAGAGCGAGUCAGUGCUGUCUCCUGAACUGUCUCCCUCAGCAUCACAGGACAACAAAGAGCACAAGGACAGGAGAAAAAGCCUGAGGCCUGUAUCUGAAGAAGUGGAGAACGGCGAUGAAAAAUCACCAAAGGAAGAUGGUUAUGAGGGAGCAAAGCAAUCAAACACCUUGAUAGUAAGAACUUUUUCCUCCUGGACCAAACGAGGAAGUCAAGGCAGUAUCUUUAACUUUCGGCCACGAAGCAAGGAAUCAGAGACCGACGCUGAUGACGAAUACAGCAAUCACGGGGAUUCGGACAGUCGAGCUGGCUCGCUUGUCCUCCCGUGGCACCGAAGACGGAUUAGUGCACAGAGCACAAGUAGUCAUGGUUCUCAGGUCUUUUACCCUAGUCUCAAUAUCAACGGCAAGCUGUUUGUCGCUAUGGAUCAGAACGGCGUCUCAAGUCCUGGACCACUCAGCCCCCUGUCACUACCUGCAUGCACCAUGGAGAAAGUCAAGGAAGAAUCUGGAUCAAACGAGUUGAGCGGUAUACUUCUCCCGCAGCUGUCCCAGGAGGGCCGAGACAGGGCGCUAAGUGCUGCUAGCUGCCUCACUGACGCCAUGGAGGAGCUGGAGGAAGCCCAUCAGAAAUGCCAUCCUUGCUGGUACGCCUUUGCCCAGAAGUACUUGGUGUGGACGUGCUGCCCCGGCUGGCUUAAAUUGAAAGAGUGGGUCAAUACCAUGGUCAUGGAUCCCUUUCUGGACCUUGCGAUUACCAUCUGCAUUGUGCUUAACACACUCUUCAUGGCACUGGAGCAUUACCCUAUGACAGACGAUUUCAACAGGAUGCUUUCCGUGGGAAAUCUGGUCUUCACGGGGAUCUUCACAGCAGAGAUGGUGCUGAAGAUUAUUGCACUGGAUCCAUACUACUACUUCCAGCAGGGAUGGAACAUCUUUGACAGCUUUAUCGUUUGUCUAAGCUUGAUGGAGCUUGGCCUUUCUAAUGUAGAAGGCUUGUCAGUCCUGCGCUCCUUCAGACUGCUGCGAGUCUUCAAGCUGGCAAAAUCAUGGCCCACUCUGAAUACCCUUAUAAAGAUUAUUGGGAACUCUGUGGGUGCCUUGGGAAACCUCACUUUGGUUUUGGCCAUUAUCGUCUUCAUCUUCGCUGUGGUGGGCAUGCAGCUGUUUGGAAAGAACUACGAACUGUGUGUGUGCAAGCUCUCCAAGGAUUGUAAAUUACCACGCUGGCAUAUGAAAGACUUCUUCCACUCCUUCCUGAUCGUGUUCCGGGUCCUGUGUGGAGAAUGGAUCGAGACCAUGUGGGACUGUAUGGAGGUUGCUGGACAGCCUCUGUGUAUCCUGGUCUUUAUGCUGGUCAUGGUGAUUGGAAAUCUGGUGGUGCUGAAUCUCUUUCUGGCUUUGCUGCUAAGCUCUUUCAGCGCGGACAACCUGUCGUCUCCAGACGAGGACGGUGAGAUGAACAACCUGCAUAUUGCCAUUGCUCGCAUUCAGAAGGGCAUCCUGUGGCUGCGCCGGACCCUCUGUGACUUUUUCAAUGGGAACUUCAAGCGGCGGCGGCAGAAGGCCAAAGAGGCCAAGGCCAUGCUGAAGUUAAAGCGACUCAGUCAGCAGGCCCAGAAGGCAGAGGGAAAUGGUACAGCAGGAAUCGUUAGCCACACUGGAGAGAAGUGUGCCUCCCCGGAUGACAGCUACAUGACCAACCCCAGCCUGACUAUUAGUGUCCCCAUUGCACCUGGAGAAUCAGACCUGGAGUUCCCGGAGGAGGAAGAGGAGGAUGAAGAUGAAGCUAGCGAUAGCUCUGAUGAGGAGAGGGAAGUCGAGACCAAGCCGAAUGACGACAUCAGCCUAUCAGAGGGUAGCACAAUUGACAUCAGGAAGCCUGGAGAGGAGGAAGAUGAAUACUCAGAGAUGGCGGAGGAGGACAUGGACCCUGAAAAUUGCUUUCCCGAUGUGUGCAUCCGUCAUUUCCAGUGCUGUGAUAUUAACACCAGUGCAGGUCUGGGCAGGAUGUGGUGGCGACUCAGGAAAACCAGUUAUCAGAUAGUGGAACAUAGCUGGUUUGAAACCUUCAUCAUCUUCAUGAUCUUGCUAAGCAGUGGUGCUCUGGCAUUUGAAGACAUUUACAUUGAACAAAGAAGAGUAGCCAAAGUUGUUCUUGAGUUUGCUGACAAGAUUUUCACCUACAUCUUCAUUCUGGAAAUGGUUCUGAAAUGGCUCGCAUAUGGCUUUAAAAAGUACUUUACCAACUACUGGUGCUGGCUAGACUUUCUAAUCGUUGAUGUGUCUUUAAUAAGCCUCGUAGCUAGCACACUAGGCUACUCUGACUUGGCUGCCAUCAAAUCACUUAGGACCCUCAGGGCUCUCAGGCCACUAAGAGCUCUAUCCAGAUUUGAAGGCAUGAGGGUGGUUGUGAAUGCUUUGAUCGGGGCCAUCCCGUCAAUCAUGAACGUCCUACUGGUGUGUCUGAUCUUCUGGCUUAUCUUCAGCAUCAUGGGUGUGAACCUGUUUGCUGGAAAAUUUGGUCGCUGCAUCAACCACGCAGGUGAAGUCUAUAAUGCUUCACACGUUAACAACAAGUCCGAGUGCCUGGCUAUGAACGAAACCGAAUACUACUGGACUAAAGUAAAAGUCAACUUUGACAAUGUGGGUGCUGGCUACCUUGCAUUACUUCAAGUGGCUACGUUUAAAGGCUGGAUGGACAUCAUGUAUGCAGCUGUUGAUUCACGUGCUGUGGACGAGCAGCCGGUUAAGGAGAUCAACCUGUAUAUGUAUCUGUAUUUUGUGAUUUUUAUCAUCUUUGGAUCAUUCUUUACAUUGAACCUUUUCAUUGGUGUGAUCAUUGACAACUUCAACCAACAGAAACGGAAGUUAGGAGGACAAGACAUCUUCAUGACUGAAGAGCAAAAAAAGUAUUAUAAUGCCAUGAAAAAACUUGGAUCUAAAAAACCUCAGAAACCUAUUCCCCGGCCUUUGAACACAUUCCAAGGAUUCUUUUUCGACUUGGUGUCUAAACAAGCCUUUGACAUCAUCAUAAUGCUGCUCAUCCUCCUCAACAUGUUGACCAUGAUGGUGGAGACAGAUGAGCAGUCACCAGAUAUGGAGUCCAUCCUCUACAAAAUCAACCUGGCCUUCAUUGUCAUCUUUACUAUAGAGUGCAUUAUCAAGAUCAUUGCCCUUCGCUGCUACUUUUUCACCGUCAGCUGGAACAUCUUUGACUUUGUGGUGGUCAUCCUCUCCAUUGUAGGUAUUGUCCUCGCUGACAUCAUAGAGAAAUACUUUGUGUCACCCACACUAUUCAGAGUGAUCCGUCUGGCCAGAAUAGGACGCAUUCUUCGUCUCAUUAGAGGAGCCAAAGGGAUCAGAACGUUACUCUUUGCCUUAAUGAUGUCCUUACCUGCACUUUUUAAUAUUGGUCUUCUGCUCUUUUUAGUCAUGUUUAUUUAUGCCAUUUUUGGAAUGGCAAACUUUGCUUAUGUAAAGAAACAAGCUGGAAUUGAUGACAUGUUCAACUUCGAGACAUUUGGUAACAGCAUGCUUUGCCUUUUCCAAAUAACAACAUCAGCUGGCUGGGACAGCCUGCUCAGCCCGAUUUUAAAUAACUCCCCUGAGGAGUGUGACCCCACUGUGCUAAACGUUGGCACAAGUGUUCGAGGAAACUGUGGGAACCCUUCAGUGGGAAUAACUUUCUUUGUGACUUACAUUAUCAUUUCCUUUCUCAUUGUGGUGAACAUGUACAUAGCUAUUAUCCUGGAGAACUUCAGCGUAGCCACGGAGGAGAGCACCGAGCCCCUGAGUGAGGAUGAUUUUGAGAUGUUCUACGAGGUUUGGGAGAAGUUUGACCCUGAGGCCACUCAAUUCAUUGAAUAUGCUAAGCUCUCGGAUUUUGCCGAUACGCUGUCGGAGCCUCUGCGUAUCGCUAAGCCUAAUAAAAUUAAGCUAAUUUCCAUGGACCUUCCCAUGGUGAGCGGUGAUAAAAUUCACUGCCUGGACAUCUUGUUCGCCUUUACCAAGCGUGUGCUGGGAGAGUCGGACGAAAUGGACGCUCUUAAGCAGCAGAUGGAGGAGAAGUUUAUGAUGGCGAACCCAUCGAAGAUCUCCUACGAACCCAUCACUACAACUUUACGUCGCAAGCAGGAGGAGGUGUCGGCCAUAGUCAUACAGAGGGCUUACAGAAGGCAUCUUCUCCGUAGGCAGUUGAAGCAAGCCUCUUUUCUUUAUCGACAGAUAAACUCGGAGGGGGCUACCAGUGAAGAGGACAGCCCACCAGAAAAGGAAGGACUCAUAGCCUUCUUGAUGAAAGAGAAUUACGGACAUGAUGGAGAGGGUCUGUCCUCGACCUCUUCACCUCCGUCAUAUGACAGUGUGACAAGAGCCGCUAGCGAGCUUUAUCAAGUUCUAAUACCUGAGCCCAGGAACACUGACCUGAGCAAAACGAAUCCAGACUCUGAUAAAGACUGUGAGACAUUUCUAUAA
Trichomycterus rosablanca is the source of this 5838-nucleotide messenger RNA. It is a transcript of the gene scn5lab, whose product is annotated as sodium channel, voltage gated, type V-like, alpha b. The transcript has 26 exons. Gene Ontology annotation, molecular function: protein binding; voltage-gated sodium channel activity. Lineage: Eukaryota; Metazoa; Chordata; Actinopteri; Siluriformes; Trichomycteridae. The record is from RefSeq and is a predicted model, not a curated record. The coding region runs from base 1 to 5838 and encodes 1945 amino acids. Gene Ontology annotation, biological process: sodium ion transmembrane transport; neuronal action potential; membrane depolarization during action potential. Gene Ontology annotation, cellular component: plasma membrane; axon; voltage-gated sodium channel complex.